AUGCCGCCGGUGUUCAGGGGAACGGAUGACAAGGGGAACCCCAUCGGGACGAACGUGACGUUCUGGAAGGCGGUCAAGGCCGGAGCUAAGGACAAGGCCGGUAAGCCCUUGUGGUACAAGAAGGGCAUCCAGUACUGGGACGGCGUCGAUGCGACCGACGACGGCGUGCUCGGAGGGUACGGGCACGUCAGCUCGUUGGACGCGCGGGAGAACUCGGAGUUCCUCGAGGACGUCAUGGGUGAGCACCUGGAGGAGGCGAGGGACGACGGGCAGAAGUUGGUUUCGCUGGACUGCGGCGCGGGCAUCGGGCGGGUCACCGGCAGCUUCCUCAUCGACCACUUCGACGAGUGCGACCUGGUGGAGCCCGUGGCACACUUCAUCGGCAAGGCGGAGGAGACGUUGGGCGGUGAAUCCAAGCGACCCGACGGCCACAGGUGCGUCAACUUCUUCGCCGAGCCCCUGGAGAGCUUCACGCCGGAGCCCGGGCGGUACGACGCGGUGUGGAUCCAGUGGUGCGUGGGGCACCUCACCGACGAGGACUUUGUCGCAUUCUUCAGGCGAUGCGCCGAGGGGCUCAAGCCGGGGGGGAUGGUAUUCAUGAAGGAGAACAACGCCAAGGAUGGGUUCGUCCUAGACACUGACGACAGCAGUUUGACCAGAUCGCACAAGUACUUCAUGCACCUGUUCGAGGAUCAGCUGGGGUGGGAGGUGGCGAAGCACCGGCUGCAGAAGGAUUUCCCAAAGGAGCUCUUCGGCGUUCGCAUGUACGCGUUGCGGCCCAAGUGA
Molecule: messenger RNA, 786 nt
Organism: Micromonas commoda
Lineage: Eukaryota; Viridiplantae; Chlorophyta; Mamiellophyceae; Mamiellales; Mamiellaceae
Exons: 1
Coding region: 1-786 (261 amino acids)
Biological process (GO): N-terminal protein amino acid methylation
Cellular component (GO): cytoplasm
Molecular function (GO): methyltransferase activity
Source: RefSeq, a predicted model, not a curated record